ACAGGAGAUAAGAGACAGAAUGGGCGAUAUCGAACAGUUCUUUCGGGAUUCGCAUUAUAACAUCAUUCGAAUACUAUUAAGUAUCAGUGGCCUAUGGCCUUUUCAUACGCAAUACAGGCGCUACGCGAUAUAUCUCGCUAUGUUACUGAUACUUGGAUCUGGAUUUAUAUUCGAGAUGUUGGGUGUAAUUGAAAUCAAGCAUGACUCCUUCGAAGUGAUUGAUGCCCUACCGUUGCUUUGUUUCGCGAUAGUGACUAUAAGUAAAACGUUUUGCGCGGUAUAUACAUUACCACAGAUAAAAGUGCUUCUUAUAAAGAUGCAAGAGUACUGUCUUUCCCCAAAAUCGGAUGAGGAAACUAAGAUACAGAUUUCGCACGCGCAAUAUGGGCAAAAGUUAGGCUACACUUAUACGGGUUUAAUACUAGGUCACAGCAUUAUUUAUAUACUUUCGACAUUACUGACAAGAUUUUUCUAUACGGAAUCCAAGGAGAUUAAUGAGACGUCAAGUAAAGUGCAAAUAGGACUCCCUCAUCGCGUUAAUUAUAUGGUUGAUUUAGACACGUACUACGUUCCAAUUUUUAUACACAGCGCCAUAUGCGAUUUUUCUUACACAGUCUUACUAGUUAUAUUUGAUGUUCUAUACCUAACACUGGUCGAAUACUGCUGCGGUUUGUUCGCGGCUUUGAGAUACCGGUUAGAAACCGCGUUAGUCUUCGAAAACGACAGAUUGACGAUGACAACUACAAAAAAUAUAUCUUAUGCGAAUAUCGCGUAUAGUAUUCGCAGACACACGGAAACGAUGCAAUUUGUUGCCAUCAUAGAGUCAAUAUACAGCAUACCUCUCUGUAUACAUAUUGGACUAACUGUACUUAUUUUAAGUGUCCAGGGAUAUCAGGUGAUAAAUAACACGGAAGAUAUUAAUCGUCUUUUAAAACUCAGUGCUUAUCUAAACGGAGUUUUAAUUAACGUUUUCUUCCAAAAUUGGCAGGGUCAGAAAAUCAUAGAUUCCAGUGAGAAAGUGUUUGAAUCCGCAUAUAAUUCAGAGUGGUAUAGUAUGCCGAUAGCAGCGAGAAAGCUUCUUAUAAUGAUAAUGAUGAGAUGUGAGAAACCAUCAAUACUAAGAAUAGGUGAAAUCGUUGUAUUGUCAUAUGUAACUUUCAAUACGGUGUUGCGUACAUCAUCGUCAUACUUUAUGCUACUACGGUCUUUGUAAUGAAAAUUUAGAACGUAACUAAGAAUGUCUACGUUUAUGUAGAUAUUAUCUCAUUACAUGCUAGUAACAGACAAAAAUGAGAUCUUGUAAGAUCGCACGUUUAUGAGCUAAC
Messenger RNA from Temnothorax curvispinosus, 1325 nucleotides. RefSeq names its product odorant receptor 67a-like. Gene Ontology annotation, molecular function: olfactory receptor activity; odorant binding. The record is from RefSeq and is a predicted model, not a curated record. Gene Ontology annotation, biological process: sensory perception of smell; detection of chemical stimulus involved in sensory perception of smell. Gene Ontology annotation, cellular component: plasma membrane. The transcript has 9 exons. NCBI's taxonomy places the organism in Eukaryota, Metazoa, Arthropoda, Insecta, Hymenoptera, Formicidae. The coding region runs from base 20 to 1213 and encodes 397 amino acids.